Pectinophora gossypiella (pink bollworm) is the source of this 5387-nucleotide messenger RNA. RefSeq lists its product as uncharacterized. The transcript has 3 exons. Gene Ontology annotation, molecular function: nucleic acid binding. The coding region runs from base 1329 to 4649 and encodes 1106 amino acids. Gene Ontology annotation, biological process: DNA integration. NCBI's taxonomy places the organism in Eukaryota, Metazoa, Arthropoda, Insecta, Lepidoptera, Gelechiidae. The record is from RefSeq and is a predicted model, not a curated record.
UCUCUGCUACGAACCAUUACAACAACGACAUUGUGCUCCUCAAUUAAUUAACAAUAAAUAUUAAUUAACAGUAAUAACCAGUGCGUGUUAUUGAAGUAGUGCAUUAGUGGACCCACAACAGUGCUACAAUCCAACAAAUAUUCAAGUUCGGUGCACCUAGUAGGUACCGUACAUAUGGUCCUUCGAAGAAACAGCGGCCUGUGAGUGGUGAAGCAGCGAUCUGCGCGAAGCGAGCACGCACGCACUUUUUGGUGUAUUACUGCGAGUGAGGCGAUUUUUCAAGCACAAUAGCAGGAGCGAAGAAAAAAGAUUGGAGGUUUGGAGUGCGAAACAUUCAAAAAUUAUCAUUCCUCUCCCGAAAAUAAUUAUACAAAGCCAUCAAGAAUUCAGGAUAGAUGAGAAAGAAGCCAUUGGCCCAUUCAAAUUUCGCCGCGAGAAGUGCCACGCCCACGAACGAGCUCUACGACCAAUCACGGAGCGUUACAUCACACUGCAGUUGGUACUACUGUAUUCCCACCACGUCGCAUCGCAUCGUGCGUCCGAGUUCCAGUCGAAAAUUUUCACUGACGCCAUUUUGUAUCGUAUUGUUUACAUUUCGAUUGAAAUUUUAAUUUACUGAUAUUAUUUUGUUAAGUUCUAAUUUAAAAUACGUAGUUACCAUUAGUAUUAAGUUUAAUAAGUGUAACAAACCAUGGCAGAAUCUGAUAAGAUGUGUGAUAGCGACAAAAGUGGAAAUUACGUAUUGCAACGUGGUUAUCUAAAAGCCACGAUUACACGUUUAUAUAAAGACGUGCAAGAUGGAAACUUAGAUACCCAGUCGUCUCAUGCCUAUCAACUGGAACGGGACGCGAAGGAGGACCCAACGGUGACUCAAUUUCUGGGCUUCUUGGAAAAGCGUGCAUUAGCUAUGGAGAAUGCAGGCUCCCCAUCAACUACAACAAAGGCGAUCAACGCGGUGACGAGGGAGAAGCGAGGAUGCAUUUACUGUGCUGCUUCCGGCGGAGGUGAGCAGCGAGACGCCGAGCUUUGCUGCCUGCGCUCACUGCGCGGCCCCGCCGCCGCGCACGCAGUCAGCGCGUCUCCUGCCGCCGUCGUCUGAGCAGACCAGCGCGUCGCAGCCAAGCCAGAGGGAGGAGGGCGUACCUUGUAUACUUAAUACACAAUUUGGUCAUAUUAUUGGAGGCUGUUUGCCUCACCAAUCUGAGGUAACGAAUGUUGUUUCACUUUUAUGCACAAAAUGUUCUUCUGAUGUAGAGACAUCUAUCGCAAGGUUUUGGGAUAGCGAAAAAGUGCCAGAGAUCUUUACUGAAACACAAUCUGAGCAUGAUAUGGUAGAAAAGCAUUUUCAAAAAACUGUAAAAUUGGAGAAUGAUAGGUUUACAGUAGAUUUACCUUUGAAAGUGCCGAUACAUGACAUUAAUGCGACUCUAGGGGACUCCUUUGAUUUGGCGCUAUACCGAUUUUUAAAUCUUGAAAAAAAGCUUCAUAAAAAUAUUAAUUUGUUGACAGAGUACCAAAACUUCAUCCACCAAUAUGUGGAAUUGGGCCAUGCACAUUUUGUGGAUUUUAAAUCAUUAAAUUUUAACACAGAUCCACUCUACUUCCUUCCCCACCACGCGGUAAUCAAUGAAAGUAGUAAAACAACACGAACUCGCGUUGUAUUCGAUGGAUCUAUGAAAACGAAAAAGAAGGUUUCUCUCAAUGAUAUCUUACUCAAUGGUGGGGUGGUACAGAGGGAUCUUUUUGAAAUAAUUUUAUUAUACAGAAUUGGAGAUUUUACGUUCAACACGGAUAUCAAAAAGAUGUUUAGAAACAUUCUAGUCAACCCUGAGCAUGCAUCAUUGCAGAACAUCUUAUGGCGUGAUCAACCUAAUCAGCCUAUUAACAUUAUUCGGCUAGAUACCGUUACAUACGGCCUAAAAACCUCGAGUUACCUCGCCACACGAUGUCUGCUUGAACUAGCGAACUUGCACGAAACCAGCUUUCCUUUAGCUUCAUUUAUCAUUAAAAACUGUGUGUAUGUUGAUGACAUUUUGUAUUCAAGUUCAAAUUUAUCCAUUUUAUUGGAAGCGAAGGCACAGCUUGCAGGUUUGCUUAGUUUGGGUGGCUUCGAAAUGCAUAAAUGGUCGUCUAAUUGCGAAACUAUUUUGGCUGACAUACCCAUGGAAAAAAGACAGGUAGAUAUGAUCGAACUGCAAAAAGAAAAUUAUAGUAUAAAAGCUUUAGGUUUGACAAUUGACUCUAAAAAAGAUUGUUUCAUCAUAAAAUCUCCCGAAAGCCUGUCUCGAGCGGUAACAAAGCGACAAAUUCUAAGUCACAUUGCUAGCUUUUAUGACCCACUAGGUUUCAUUUCACCUAUCAUUGUUAGGGGGAAGGCGAUUAUGCAAAAGUUGUGGUGCGAGAAAAUAGGUUGGGAUUCCGACCCACCGCAACAGCUAAAGGGUGAGUGGGCUGACUUUGCAAGCAGCUUAGCCGCUAUGAAACCAAUUCUUUUAGACAGGAACAUACAGGUGCCGAGCGACGCAAAAGCCGUGCAACUCGUUGGCUUUGCCGACGCUUCAAGCAGCACAGGCUACGGUGCCUGCUUAUACUUACGAGUAGAAGACAAAUCAGGUAAUGUUACCAUGUCCUUACUCUGUUCGAAGUCCAGAAUAAACCCACGCACGAAGUCACUAACAAUCCCACGUCUUGAGCUUAAUGCUAACUUGUUAUUAGCACGACUUGCACGUAAAGUGUAUGAUACACUGCAAAUAAAACUCAAAAUUGAUGACGUUUAUUUAUUUUCUGACUCACAGAUAGCUUUGUCGUGGAUUUAUACAAAUGUAAUAAAAUUACAAGCUUAUAUAUCGAACAGGGUAAGAGUCAUUCAACAGUUGACCAAGAGAUGGCGCUGGGGCUACGUCGACACACACGAGAAUCCCGCAGAUUACAUCAGCCGAGGUCUGGACCCGCGAGAACUUCCUUCCUGCAGUAUGUGGUGGGACGGGCCAGAUUUUCUGAAACAAAGGGAGUACAUAUUUAAUGCUAAUAUACCUAAAAAUACGGAGAACUUACCUGAGUUGUGUGACGACGACCGCGAAGCUCCUCCGCGCGGCAACGACGAUGCUCUUACCGCCCCCUCCGCCGACGUGGUCCUCUGCACCCUGAAAGAAAAACAAAUUUUUCAGUUAGUAGAAAAAUAUUCAGAUUUGAAUAAAAUGACGCGAAUUUUAGCAUACGUCAUACGCUUCUGUAACAAUUGCAAGCCAGGUAAUAUUAAAUCUCGAUCGAAACACAUAUCGAGCGACGAAUUAAGGCAGGCGCUAGGUAUAUUGAUUAGGCACGAACAAGAAUAUUAUUGUAAGGACGAGAUACGUGCACUGCAUAAAGGUGAGAACGUCAAAGGCUCUCUGAAACCUCUACACCCUUUUAUUGACGAUACAGGCUUGUUACGUGUAGGAGGAAGGCUUCAUAACUCUGCAGUACCUUACAACCAAAAACAUCCUAUUAUAUUGCCCAAAGGUUCUAAAAUAACCAACCUUAUAAUAUACCAUGAGCAUCUUAGAAUGCUUCACGCUGGCCCUAAGCUAUUGUUAUCACAAUUAAAUCAAAAAUAUUACCUCGUUAAUGGUUUGCGCCAAAUCAAGAAGAUAACAUAUUCAUGCUUACCUUGUUUCAGGAUGAAAGCAGCUUGUGCAAAGCAGCUGAUGGGUUCGCUGCCUAAGCAGCGCGUAACCGCCUCCCGAGCUUUUCAAGUUGUCGGGAUAGACUUUGCUGGGCCGGUACAAAUUAAAAAUUCUAGAGUCAGACGAGCAUUAGUCACAAAAGGUUACAUUUGCGUAUUUGUUUGCUUUAUUACAAAAGCUAUACAUUUAGAAGUGGCUUCUGACCUAUCUACAGACACAUUCUUAGCGUGUUUUAAGAGAUUUAUCUCACGACGUGCUAUGCCCACUGAAGUUUUUUGCGACAACGGAGGUGCCUUUAAAGGCGCGGCUAACCAUCUAGCUGACUUGUACAAGCUUAACAGCUCAACGAGCCAUCAAACACAGGUGCAAAAUUAUUCAUCACAAAUUGGUAUCAAAUUUAACUUCACACCUAGCUACUCGCCCGUGUUUGCUGGCCUCGCUGAAGCUGCAGUAAAAAGCAUGAAAUAUCAUUUAAAAAGAACACUGCAAAAGAGUAUACUUACUUACGAGCAGCUUCAUACGGUUAUAUGCCAAAUAGAGUCGAUAUUAAACUCACGUCCGUUAAUGCCCGUGUGUUCAUCGGAUUCCUCUGAUUUUAGUUACCUCACGCCGGGUCAUUUUAUUGUGGGUUGUCCACUCACCUCGUAUCCUGAGCCAGACAUUUUAGAAGUCCCUAGUAAUAGGCUUAAAUUUUGGAAAAUAGUAGAAAAUAUGAAACAGUCCUUCUGGAAGGUAUGGCACAGGCAGUAUCUAAACGUUUUACAAUCUAGACCCAAAUGGCGUGACGAUUUGCCUAACAUUUGUGUAGGAAAAAUGGUAUUAUUGAAAGAGGCGAACUCUCCACCUCUGUAUUGGCCACUGGCGCGUAUUUCUAAGGUUUUUCCUGGCAACGAUGGCAAAGUGCGAGCACUUGAGGUAACCACCUCCAAUGGUAAAGUAUAUAGUCGCUCACUUUCAGGUAUAUGUUUAUUACCCUUCGACUAAUUCUUUCAUCGACGAUAACUCGAAUUUAUCUGCUUUUGCCAUUUAUGUUAUACUAUAAUUUUUAUAUUUUACGUUAAAAAUAUUUUAUACUUCUGUAAGUUAAGUUACAAUAAGUACGAAAAGAAAACAUUCCUAAAUUUGGUAUUUACUUAUUGUCUACUCUUAAGAAAUGGUGACUUACCGUUAUUACAAAUAAGUAUGUGUUGUACUUAAUAAAGAUACAUAUAUCAAUAGCUCUGUGUUGUAACAGAUUAUGUUGGAGCUUUCUAUUUUUCACACAUUGAUUUUACUUGUUUUACAUUUACUUGUCUUUGAUGUGUGCAUUUCAUAUGUGUAUACCUUUAUGUUAUUUAAAACUACAUGCUUAUUCUUAUAACAACUGAUUUAUGAAAAUGGUUUAGGUGACAUUUGAAUUGUGAACAUGAUCUAAGUACAUUUAAGUACCUAUAUUGAUAAUGUAAAAUAGAUAUAACUAGGUAAAUAGUAGUACUUAGAUUCGCAUUCCGUGGGGCGCAGCAUGUUGGCAACCCAACAAAAUUACUUUUUUGUUAUAUUUAAUAUGGCAAUAAUUCUGUGUCUCUCUCUCUGCUACGAACCAUUACAACAACGACAUUGUGCUCCUCAAUUAAUUAACAAUAAAUAUUAAUUAACAGUAAUAACCAGUGCGUGUUAUUGAAGUAGUGCAUUAGUGGACCCACAACAGUGCUACAAUCCAACAAAUAUUCAAGUUCGGUGCAC